AUAGAGACAAAAACAGACCGAGGGGCUGCCCGGCUGUGAGACGAGGGUGGUCCGUCGACGAAGCGCGUGAGGGGACUCGUUUUGUGAGCGGUGGCCAGAUCAUACCCGACGCGAGGAGAGACGCGCGGGGACACGCCGAGACAUGGUGAAGAUCAGCUUCCAGUCUGUCGCGGGACAGAAAGUGGAGAAGGAGAGCGAUGGCGACAAGACGGAAAUCCUCAUCCCUCAUCCGAUGGACGAAGAGGAGCUGGUUCUGCCGCUGCGGCCCAAGAAGUCCCCCCUCAACGGCCUGUGCUGCCUGACGUUCGGCCUGGUGGUGUUCAUGGCCGGCCUGGUCCUCGCCUCCAUCUACGUCUACCGCUACUACUUCAUACCCCACAUCCCAGAGGAGAACCUGUUCCACUGCAGGGUGCUCUACGAAGACUCCGUGUACGCGCCGCUGCGCGGGCGCCAGGAGCUGGAGGAGAACGUCGGCAUCUACUUGGCCGAUAACUACGAGAAGAUCACCGUGCCCGUGCCCCACUUCGGAGGCAGCGACCCGGCGGAUAUAAUCCACGACUUCCACAGGGGUCUGACUGCCUACCACGACAUUGCUCUGGACAAGUGUUACGUGAUCGAGCUCAACACCACCAUCGUGAUGCCUCCACGCAACCUGUGGGAGCUGCUCAUCAAUGUCAAGAAGGGAACCUACCUGCCUCAGACCUACAUCAUCCACGAGGAGAUGGUGGUGACCGGCAAAGUGCACAACAUACACCAGCUGGGGCCGUUCAUCUACCGCCUGUGCAACGGGAAGGACACGUACCGCCUGAACCGCCGCGUCACCCACAGGCGCAUCAACAAGCGCGACGCCGAGAACUGCCACCACAUCCGCCAUUUCGAGAACACGUUCGUGAUGGAGACGACCAUCUGCGACGGGGCGUAGACGCGAGCACCCCACCCGCCCAAAGGCACAUCCACAGUCACAGCCCCAGCCACUGUAGCACCCUCCUGUGGACCCGGUCACGUUGCACUUUACUUGUCAUUUUGCUUUGCUAUAAAACAUUUUUUUACUCUCUUUGUUCUGUUACAGUCAAUGCUAUUUUCCAGGUUGAGGCAUACGACGUCAUUGGUUCCAACACAGGAUUUUCCAUGUAGCAAAGUUCCGAAGCUAAUAACGAGUCCCAAUUUCAAGCGCUCGCCCCUUUCUCUUUAGGGAUUUGAAUGAUGGUUGCUGUUGUUGGGUGAGAUCACUGUCUCCAUGUGUUGUCACGGUGACGGUACUUUUGUUUUUCCUCCUGCCCUGGAGCUCACGUCAUCUCACAGUCAUCUGGCGAAAAGCACAACGCCUCGGUUUGCAGAGCAGAUAUUAGCGGUAGAUCUCACUCACCUUCAUUCCUCUUCUUGUGUUCUCUGUAGUGUAAACACACAACUGUUGCUGACUAGUUGCUUGCUUGCAUCUUAAUCCUUGUGCCUGCCUCUGCUUCCCCGCUCCCUUUUCUGCAUUCGUUUUUCUCUGAAACGCUUCAUUACACAGUAGACGUUCGAGGAGGCGACACUGGGCAUUAGACUAUUGUUCCAUCACAGCUGAAACAGGUAAACAUCAUUAUUUAAGUUCCCUCCUCGUCAUCACGCUCUUUUCUUCCUGCUUCACAGCUGCAUUUUGGAAUCACUUUUCAGAAAUGUCUUGAUUUCCCCUUGCAUGUGUUUAUCUAUAAGAGAAAAACAGCACUGUUAGAAUGUUUUUCUAAAACAAUGUUUGAAGCCUUAGUCCAGAGUCGGAGACGGGACUAAAGUCAAUGCUACUGAAGGGAGCAUAUUAUAUGUUAGUUAAACAAAGCCUACUUUGAUCUGUAUAUUUUGUCUGCUGAUGAAAUCUGUCUGUGAAUAAAGUAGUGAAAAAUGUC
Messenger RNA from Betta splendens (Siamese fighting fish), 1883 nucleotides. It is a transcript of the gene itm2ca, whose product is annotated as integral membrane protein 2Ca. The transcript has 6 exons. Gene Ontology annotation, biological process: negative regulation of amyloid precursor protein biosynthetic process. Lineage: Eukaryota; Metazoa; Chordata; Actinopteri; Anabantiformes; Osphronemidae. Gene Ontology annotation, molecular function: amyloid-beta binding. Gene Ontology annotation, cellular component: plasma membrane; extracellular exosome; Golgi apparatus. The coding region runs from base 143 to 922 and encodes 259 amino acids. The record is from RefSeq and is a predicted model, not a curated record.